UGUGCGGAACGUGCGUCACAUUGAAGUGAAAUAUGGCGUCGGACAACGUGAAAGAUUUAACUGGAAGAGAUCAGGGUCCUGAGGAGAUUGAAGGUCUCCAAAUCAUGGAUGACCCUGAAGAAGAGGAAGAAGAAGAAGAAGAGGAAGAGGAGGAAGAAUUAGUGGACCCCAUUGAGGAAACAAAAGAGAAAUGCAGUGAAGGCUGUGUUGACAUAAAGAAGAAAUUAGACGAUUGCACUGACAUGGUCAAUGAAAACAGAGGGAGACCUGGAGAGAACUGUGCUGAUGAAUUAUAUGCUUACAUUCACUGUGUAGAUGCAUGCGUAUCAAGAGUCUUACUAAAGAAACUGAAAUGAUGAGUGGAGCACUUAGGAAGAACAAUUAUUGUUAUAAAUUUGUGUCAAGGAUAAUAUGCACGUUUACCAAAGUAGGAAGAAUUUUCUUUGUGGUGUCACAGUGUGGUCAGUAAAUCGGAGAAGAACUGUUGACACUCCUUCUGGAAAGUUUGGAAUGGUAGAUUCUGUCUAGCUACCUCAUAUGCUAAUAGACAAAAGAUGGAGAUGUUACUGGAAUGCUGUCUUUCACUGGAGAAUCACAAUUAAUAGAUAUUGAUAAAAACUAAAGACUUUGAUAGUUAAUGGCAUCAAUAACUCUGUUGGUUAUUGCAAAAGAGCGCCCAAGGACUGACAACAGUUUUUCUAAAGACCUUUGUAUGGAAGGUUAUGUGACAAGUUGAUUGAUUAUUAAUUUAAUGAGUUUACACAGUAACACUUCCUCUGGUUCCUUUUUAAGAGUUUGGUGGUCCAUAAUAAUAAAACUGUUUAAAUUUACUCUA
This is a messenger RNA of Lingula anatina, 835 nucleotides long. Its product is annotated as cytochrome b-c1 complex subunit 6, mitochondrial. Gene Ontology annotation, biological process: mitochondrial electron transport, ubiquinol to cytochrome c. Gene Ontology annotation, cellular component: respiratory chain complex III. The record is from RefSeq and is a predicted model, not a curated record. Lineage: Eukaryota; Metazoa; Brachiopoda; Lingulata; Lingulida; Lingulidae.